Conger conger (European conger) is the source of this 1938-nucleotide messenger RNA. It is a transcript of the gene morn5, whose product is annotated as MORN repeat containing 5. Lineage: Eukaryota; Metazoa; Chordata; Actinopteri; Anguilliformes; Congridae. The transcript is spliced from 5 exons. The record is from RefSeq and is a predicted model, not a curated record. The coding region runs from base 242 to 778 and encodes 178 amino acids.
UCGGCUUGCUUACCAGAUAAAUUAUUUGUGCAUAGACACAGAGACUGGACUUGAAAAAAGGAUACAUUUAUAUUUGGCAUGAACCUAAAUCUUGUCAGUUUAUACACACCAGAGCCAUCUCUUUCUUUGGCCGUGGUACGCACAAAUUGCGGUUGUUAUGGAAACACUCACACCAAAACAAACGCACAUUCUGGCAGGUUUGACUUUGCAGAUUUCUCAUAGCCAAGUGAGCUAAUCAAAAAUGGAAUUCUGUGGUAGCAGUUAUGAUGGGGAUUACAACAAUGGCAGAAUGGAAGGGAGAGGAGAGUAUACGUUGCCUACCGAGACAAGAUAUGUUGGAGAGAUGAAGGACGGAACUUUCCAUGGAACGGGAGUGCUGUAUUUUCCGAAUGGAAGCAAAUACGAGGGAACAUGGGAAAAGGGAAUAUCAAAGCAGUGCAUGUGUUGGCUACAGGGGAAAUACACGUUCGCUGAUGGACUGGAGUACCAGGAGAGUGACUGGGAGUACUGUAACGGCCAUGACAGAAGGUUCUACACAGAAAUAUGUAAUGGACUGAAACCAGCAGGCGAGUCCCAACUGACCAACCUGGACCCCCCACGAGCCAUCCCUGAAGGCUGCUACGAUUGUGGAGACGGUUUCUACGACCCACAGCGCCGAGUCAUCACUGACUACCAGCAUAGUUUCCUCAGGAACGCAGAUGACGGGGAGCAUGAGUGGAUCGUGCGCACCUGUCGGAAGGGCUGGGACGAGGUCGUAGGACCUGCAUCCAGGAGUUAAACACCUGGGGGAUCAGUGAACGUAUGAUGACACGGUACUGCAUCAGUCUUCUCGGCAUACAAACAGACAGUGUGCUUUUCAAUGGCAUUUGGCUUCACCGGCUGCGUUCUACAGUAAAGGUUUGCUCUUGCUGUAAUAAAAGUCCCGAGGGUGAAUGGGAAUGUUUUGAUGAGAGGUUAAACACAAAAUUGAACAUUCCUGAAACUUUCUCAUAGUGUGGAACUAAAUGUGGUCCGACGAAGACAACGUACAGUACACGAUACAACCUCCUCGGAUUGUGUUAAAUGUAGAUUAUUUUUUAGACAUGGACUUCACUCUGAAUGGCAGGAAGGCAUGAAGUGUUUACAGUAUACAGUUAGGUAAAUCUUCCAGCCAUCUGCCUCAGCCGGUAUCAGAUGCGGCUUUAUCUGAUGCGGCAAUGUAGGCAGAAAACACUUUGUGACAGAACGGUUGGCAUCACAGUUGAGAAACUCAAAUUUAAUCUAGUUCAGCGAUUUGAAAAUUAAACAAACAGGACAGACUAAACAAAUGGCUAGCAGUGGUUUCAGGCAACAAACUAUUUAUAAAAAGUAUUAUAGUUGAUGUUAGUUAAAUAUAUACACUCAGUGAGCAAUUUAUUAGGUAGGCCUGUACACCAGCUUGUUAGCAAGUAUUUAAUCAGCCAAUCAUGUGUCGGCAACUAAAUUCAUAAAAGCAUACGGACGUGGUCAAGAGGUUCAGCUGUUUUUCAGACCAAAUGUCAGAAUGGGGAUGAACUUUGAUCUAAGUGACUUUGACCGUGGAAUGAUUGUUGGUGGCAGACAGGGUGGUUUGAGUAUCUCAGAAACUGCUGAUCUCCUGUGAAUUUCACGCACAACAGUCUCUAGCACAACAGCCUCUAGAGUUUGCAGAGAAUGAUGCGAAAAACAAAAAAAGAUCCAUUGAGCAGCAGUUCUGCAGGCAAAAACACUUUGUUAAUGAGAGAGGUCAGAGGAGAAGGGCCAGACUGGUCGAAGGGGACAGUAACGCAAAUAACAACACAUUACAACAGUGGUAUGUAGAAGAGCAUCUCUGAACACACAACGCGUCAAACUUCCAAGUGGAUAGGCUACAGUAGCUGAAGACCAAUACGUAUAAAAAAUAAGUGUAAUAAAUACCUAAUAAAGUGCUCUCUGAGUGUG